Psilocybe cubensis is the source of this 408-nucleotide messenger RNA. RefSeq lists its product as uncharacterized. Lineage: Eukaryota; Fungi; Basidiomycota; Agaricomycetes; Agaricales; Agrocybaceae. The record is from RefSeq and is a predicted model, not a curated record. The coding region runs from base 1 to 408 and encodes 135 amino acids. The transcript is spliced from 3 exons.
AUGGUUUGGCUUCCUCUCGUAUUCGCUUUUCUUUCCCUUCAAACCGUACUGUCUCUUACCGCUCCCAGUCUUUCCAGAGAUCUGCCAGCAGUAGAGGAUGAAAAGCUGCUUGCAUUGUGCAAUGCUGCAGAGCAAAAUACUUAUUUGGCUGUUCGCUUUGGGGACGACUAUUACACCACCUUCGAUUAUAACGUAUGCUACCCGUACAAGAUAGGAGAUAAGGUGGCGCAACAGGCAUUUUUCUGCAAAGCAGCUACUUGCUACAAUAAUGCGAACGAGGACUGUACAGGAGGAUCAAUCCCUCCCGCGCCUAUCAUCAUCCCAACGCGCAUAAGUCUACCCAAUACGGCUGAUUUUAUCCAUUUCCUUGGACAAGGCGCACUCUGCCACGCCAAUGCUCUGUCCUGA